UUACACAUUUUAAGUGUUGUGAAAUUGCCGGCUUAGCAAAAUAUAUCAAAUUUAAAAAAAAAAAACUUUUAAGAAAAAUCUUAAUUAUCAGUGAAAAACGAAAACUCAAAGUAUUCGAAUAUUCGAAAACUCAAAAAAUUCGUAAAAAAUAUUGAAAUUAAACUAAUUAUUUAAAUUUGUAAUAUUUUUCCCGAUUUACCUUGCAAACUUGAGAAAAUCUGUAAAAAUUAUGAUGGAUGAUGACGGAACAUCAAACCGCUUCAAAGUUUUGAACGAAUAUUGCCUGCGAGACAUUUUAAAGUUCUUCCAUCCACACGAACUUUUGCUGCUUCUAGAAGUUCCUCAUCUGGGCACUGUGGUAAACGACUUGCGAAAAAAAUAUCCCGACUUUCAAUUUCUUCAUGAAAUUGACGACGUCAAAUGGGAUAUGGAAAAUUUCCGAGAUGCUUUAACGUUUAUGGGACCAAAUUUAAAGUCGGUUACAUUGGAUUCGGAAAGACUUUUUGACAUGUCACUCGCUGUAAUUUUCUUUCUUUUGGAUCAACUCUGCCCGAAAUUGGAGUCCUUAGAAUUGAGGGGUUUUUCAAUUGAAUUUAAGCAAACCAGUUUUGAAUUUUCCCGCAUGACAAAACGCUUGAGAAGCAUUUCAUUGAUUGGUGGCGUAUAUCGUGACAAUAUAGGCAGAUGUUUGGGCAGUUCGAGCCAACUUGAAGACUUGUCGAUGAAAGAUUGCAUAAAAUACGACGAGUUUCUCACCCAUUUUCGAAAUUUGAAGUCGAUAAGUUUAGUUCGAAUUGAUUAUCUUCAAAGCGAAGAUUUUAUAGAGAUAUUGGAGCAAAACUUGACACUAAAAAAAAUUGAAUGUAUUCAAAAAAAGUGCAUUGAUGAUGACGUUAUAAACUUCAUCGUAGCAAAAUUGAAAAAUGUUGAAGAUUUGAGAUUUCAAGUAGACUCAGACAUUAAGAUCAAUCUUCUUGGCAAAUUACCAAACUUAAAAAAAUUAUAUCUUGAUUUCCAUCCGUCACGUAGGCAAUCAACAAAAAUGUUGUCUUUGUUAGAGAAAUUAAGGGACAAAAACAACAUUGAGGAGUUGCAUUUGUUAAACUUUGAUUUGUCAGAACAUAUAGAUUCGUUAUCAGAGUUGACAACUUUGAAGAUUUUAGAGAUAAAUUACGAUUUGCCAUACAGUGAAAUGAAAAAAUUACAAAAUUUACAUCGAUUAGAAUGUGUUGCUUUUAACAAUGCAGAGUUUUCAUCCAGUGCACUUUUGGAAUUUAUGACGAAUAUGAAAAAUUUAAAAAAAAUCAAUAUUCCAUCAUUUCACAUUCACGAAAAUUUUGCAUUUCUCGAUAGACUCAUGGCGCGCCUUGAAGCAUUUAAACGCCCAAAGAAGCUUGAAAUUGGAACAUAUUUUUAUGAAGAAUUGAUUACCCAGCCAGAGUUCCGGCAAUUGUUAGAUGAAAAUCGUCAUAUUUUGUCUUUUCAUAAAAUUGAAGCAGAUAUUUAAAAUUAAAUGAAAAAAUAUUUAUAAUAAAUAGUUUUUAAAUCUGCAGUUUUUUUAUUAAAAAAUUCUUAUUGCACAACAUAAAUUUAAUUUUUUUUUUAAUAAUUUUCAUUUUUUGUAAUUUUUGCAUUGAAAAUAGUAUUUUAAUGAGUUUUCUCCUCCUUUUUUUAAUCAAGUUUAACAUAAAAACGAUUUAAAACAAUUAAAUAAAAAAAAAUUAAUUUAAAAAAUUUUAAAUAAAUUACUGCUAAUGUACCUAAAUUAAUUUUUGUUAAAUAAUAUUUUGUUUUUAAUUUUUAACCUCAAAUCACAAAGAAGAUAAAAUUAUAGAAAAAAUAUAAAUUAUUAAAAUUUUAAAAAAUUAAAAAAAAAUAUUUAAGGCCGCUCCAAAUGAAAAUCAAAAAUAAAGUCCGAUGCCCCAUUUAAAAAGUCAAAAAUCCAAUAGGGCAAAAUAAAAAAAAAGUUAAAAAUUUCAUCAAAAUUGAUCGUUUUUUGUUGUUUUUUUAUAAUUUUUCAAGACAUUUU
Culicoides brevitarsis is the source of this 2029-nucleotide messenger RNA. RefSeq lists its product as uncharacterized. Bases 230 to 1507 code for a protein of 425 amino acids. NCBI's taxonomy places the organism in Eukaryota, Metazoa, Arthropoda, Insecta, Diptera, Ceratopogonidae. The record is from RefSeq and is a predicted model, not a curated record. The transcript has 3 exons.